AUGUUCAGACAUAGGGCAGUCGCGCAGAGGCCGCAACAACUCUUUUCACAAUGCCGACAAUUUAGUACGACCCGCAUUGGAAUGGCUCAGGCCGCAAACCCCACUUCUUCCGCGAAGCCAGCCAAAUGGACACCAAACUCGAUACGCACUGGCCUCAUUGUGCGUAAACGUGGAAUGACCGCCGUGUGGGAUGACCACGGCGCCCGUGUUCCGGUUACGGUGCUGCAGCUAGAGAACUGCCAAGUGACCAAAAACAUCAUACAUAUGCGCCCUGACCGUACCGAGUAUCAUGCAGUUCAACUCGGUGCAUCCGACCGUCCAAAGAGAACAACAACACAUCAGAUGAGGGGUCACUUCCGGAAGGCUCAUGUUAAGCCGAAGUACAUUGUGAAGGAGUUCCCUGUUACCCCCGAUGCACACGUCCCUGUUGGAACGACACUUUCCGCCGUUCAUUUUGUGCCUGGGCAAUACGUGGACGUGAUUGCCGCUUCGAUUGGGAAGGGAUUUCAAGGCACUAUGAAGCGGUGGAACUUUAAGGGCUUACGUGCAAGCCAUGGUGUUUCUGUAUCACACCGCUCCGCUGGUGCGACCGGACAGCACCAAGACCCGGGUAGAGUCUGGCCCGGUAAGAAGAUGGCAGGUCGACUGGGAGGCGAACGAACCACUGUUCAGAACCUCCCCGUGGUGCGUGUCGAUACGGCCCUUGACCUGAUUUUUGUCAAGGGCGCCGUGCCAGGAUUUGACGACGCACACGUCCUUAUUCGCGAUGCCAAAAAGAAAAUGAUCAGUUCCGCAAAUGCAAAUCAAGCGAAAGGCCUUUACGAGAAAGUCCUUCCCAAGGGUGUGGAUGAUCUCCCUUUCCCGGCUGGCACUAAGGAUAUGGUUCAAUCCCUCCCUCCCGUGAUCGAUGCUCCUUCAAAACGGAGUAGCCCAUUUAUUCCUAGGGAAUAG
Molecule: messenger RNA, 951 nt
Organism: Suillus paluster
Lineage: Eukaryota; Fungi; Basidiomycota; Agaricomycetes; Boletales; Suillaceae
Product: translation protein
Exons: 5
Coding region: 1-951 (316 amino acids)
Biological process (GO): translation
Cellular component (GO): ribosome; mitochondrial large ribosomal subunit
Molecular function (GO): structural constituent of ribosome
Source: RefSeq, a predicted model, not a curated record